Molecule: messenger RNA, 477 nt
Organism: Pipistrellus nathusii (Nathusius's pipistrelle)
Lineage: Eukaryota; Metazoa; Chordata; Mammalia; Chiroptera; Vespertilionidae
Source: the annotation of a GenBank genome assembly
AUGUCACUGCCAUCACAGUGCCUCGCAGGAAUCAAAGCAUGCCAGGGACUUGCCCUGAACACCACUACGCAGUCACCUAGACAGACAGUGAGGCCAUCACCAAGCUACAGAUGUGGCCUGUGUGCUGGCACAGCUGGCAGAGGCCUGGCUGGCCGAGUUCCCUUGGGCCUCCUUACACAUCCUCAGUUCUUAAGACACAAAAGGACCAGAGCAAGCACGGCCAACCCGAACACACACCCUUCCUGGCGACAGGUCCGGAAGACGGCCUGGGGUCGGCCCCUAUGGCUCACAGAGCCGGUGGCAGAAGGGAGGUCACUGCUUCUGGCCGGAGCCUGCAGCCCGAGCCCUAAGCAUGGACGAGUGGCCAGGCUCCCUGCCGUCAGCCGUGCUGCCUGCCCCAGGCCCUGCCCACAGCGUACAGCCUCCCUGAAAACCCCCGGGCCCCGAGAACCCGAAAGAAAGAGGACCGUCUUUUGA